Molecule: messenger RNA, 1381 nt
Organism: Oryzias latipes (Japanese medaka)
Lineage: Eukaryota; Metazoa; Chordata; Actinopteri; Beloniformes; Adrianichthyidae
Gene: atp6v1d
Product: ATPase H+ transporting V1 subunit D
Molecular function (GO): proton-transporting ATPase activity, rotational mechanism
Source: RefSeq, a predicted model, not a curated record
UCACAUGACCAGAGGCCAGCUGAUCAUCACGGACGAACAAGAUCACGGCAGUUACCUUAGUCUUUCAACUAAUCCCGAAUGAAGACGGUUGUUUGUUUGUCUGUUUAGCACAUUUUUAUACAACGCCCCGUUUUCAGAUCGUAUCCUGCAAAAGCCGAGAAGAUGUCUGGAAAAGAAAGGAUCGACGUUUUCCCGUCCAGGAUGGCUCAGACCAUCAUGAAGGCUCGGCUGAAAGGAGCUCAGACCGGCCGCAACCUGCUGAAGAAGAAAUCGGACGCCCUCUCUAUGCGCUUUCGUCAGAUCCUUCGCAAAAUAAUUGAAACAAAAACCAAGAUGGGAGAGGUGAUGAGGGAAGCUGCUUUCUCUUUGGCUGAAGCCAAAUUUGCAGCAGGAGACUUUAGCACAACUGUAAUCCAGAAUGUCAAUAAAGCCCAGGUGAAGGUUCGGGCAAAGAAAGAUAACGUUGCAGGUGUCACCCUCCCGGUGUUUGAGCACUACCAAGAAGGGGGCGACAGUUAUGAGCUCACCGGUCUGGCCAGAGGAGGGGAGCAGCUCUCCAGGUUGAAGAGGAACUAUGCUAGAGCUGUUGAGCUGCUGGUGGAGCUGGCCUCCUUACAGACAUCUUUUGUCACCCUGGAUGAAGCCAUAAAGAUCACAAACCGCCGUGUCAAUGCUAUAGAGCAUGUGAUCAUUCCCAGGAUCGAUCGCACUCUCACUUACAUCAUUACCGAGCUGGAUGAAAGAGAGCGAGAGGAGUUCUACAGGCUGAAGAAGAUUCAAGAGAAGAAGAAGCAGCUCAGGGAAAGGACCGAGCUGGAGAUCGCUGCUCGCCUGGCCGCUCUGGGUCCCAUCGCAGAGCCGGCCAACAUUCUGACGGAGGAGGCGGACGAAGACAUGCUGUUCGAAUGAAGCACUCUGCAGAUCUGCAAACGCCACGCGUCAUCCUAUUUAUUUGUGCCUCUCUGGCUGUGUCUGUUUUCCUGAGAGAGAUUUGUGUGUGCAUCACGUGAUUCGUUGUAUGUGUGUCUGUGUACAGGAACUAAAUCUGUGGCACUUCAGAAGAAGACUAAGAGUCUUACAAAAUAAAAUAAGCAUAUACAUGUACAACAAAGAAUAUGUUUACAUGUGGAUGUUGGUGAUCCAUAUGACCGGUCAGCCUGUAGAUAUCUUGUCACACAUUCAGUGGCUUUGCAUGCUGUACAGCUAAAGGUUGUAGAUCUCAAAGUGUGUUUGUGUCGUGGAGGUGUGACAUGGAUUCAUGUCAUGGUUACCUCCCUGGUGGGUGUUUCCCAUUUCAACAAACCCCCCUCAUGUGACCCAGCUUUAAAAUGUGGUGUACAUGUGUCUGAAACUCAUCUGGAUUAAAGUCUUAUUAUUCAAA